GCUCAUCCUCACUGCUUCGAGAGGGCCAGAGUCCUCUCACCUCUCACAACCUUUACUACUCAAAAUUAUUAAGGGGGGGUUUAGAGUAGGACGGCCCACGACGGCCACCAUGAUAGGGACUUCUUCCACAAGUCCAAGAUGAGUGACUCCUCCGCCGCUCCCUCCACCAUGAAAGACCCUCCAGCGGCUUCACUCCCUGCGACUAGUAGCAGAUCAGAGGUGGCUUCUUUGCCAUCAGCAGCAACACAGGGAUGGGGGAAUGUGCCCUUGCCAAUUCUGAGAGCCGAAGCAAAUCUCUCCGAAAAGCAGAUUUUGACUGCUGUGGACGACAAUACCAAUACAAGCAAAGAUGAACCUGCUGUAAUAAGAGAAUCGGUCCGCCUCUUUGAGGAGACUCUUUAUGCAGACAAAAACUCCAAGACUGAGAAAGCAGCCGACAAUAUCGACGGGUCGGCGUCCAGUCGGCACGGAUCGCUGUCCAGUCAACACCAAGAUCCAAUCCCCGGUCCUCCCGAAUUUCGAAGUGCUGCUCGCAUUGCGGUAGAAUCCCGGCCAGGUGCCUUUCCAGUGGCUGGCAUUUCAGCAACAAGUGAUGACUUGCUUAGUGGCGGCGAAGAAAAUGGCUCUGACCAAAACAUACAUGAACGCACAGAAGCGCAGGAAUGGUUGGAAUUCAACACUGCCAACGAUUUCUACAACGAUGAAUACCCCACGGAAUACCCAAUUGAGGCAAGUGUGGUUGACGAAAAUGACUAUGAGGAUGCCAGUGUUCAUCGUCCACAAGUCCUGGAAGAGGCAACCAACGUCAAACCACUUCCUCCUACUAGACCCAAAAAAGAGAGAUCAUCAAAGGUUGGUGUCUUUGUCAUAUUUCUCUUGCUAUUUGUGGGGAUAUUGGUAGCGAUUGUGCUGAUAUCAACCCUUUCACAAGAUCAUGACAAAGCGUCUGAUGAGAUCCCUAGUCAAGAAGGACAGCCUGCAGAGAUUCCUAUGGAAGAGGAAAUCACUGCCACAUACCCACCCUUUGACAACGGCACCCUUCCUCUCAGCACACAAACGGACAUCCUUGACAAUCCUGGGAGCCCAAGGUACAAAGCUAACACAUGGAUGUGGGAAGACCCACUCUUUGAGUCGUAUCUAAGUUGGCGCCAACACCAAAGGUUUGCCAUGGCUGUGAUUUAUUUCUCCACAGAGGGUGACAACUGGCUUCGGAAAGAUGAUUGGUUGUCCUAUGAGGUGCCAGAGUGCCAAUGGUUCUCUCAGAGUGAUAGUCCAACAGUCUGUGAUGAAGACGGAAGACUGGUUAUUCAAGACUACAAAUACAACAAUUUGGGUGGCACUCUGCCCUUUGAAUUCCAGCUUGCAUCAACAAAGAUUGCUGACUACUCCAACAACAAUAUCUCGGGUUAUCUGCCGCAGCUGACUGAUACUAAUCGCUUGGAAGAAUUCAUUGUCUCCAACAACAGAAUCAGACCAUAUGCUGUUGUGGCAGACUCUGGCCUUAUUGGAGAAUACCGAAAAGUCAUCAAGAUUGAUUCCAACAACAUUGAAUUCAAAAACAUGGGACUAUUGAGUGUGUUUCCAAGUUUGGAAGUUUUGAACAUGACCAAGAAUGUGAUUGCCAGCACAUUGCCCAUGGAAGUACAGCUCACACCAAACCUCACCUAUUUGGGAAUAGGUGACAAUCUUUGUGUGGGGACUGUGCCCACGGAGCUUGGUUUGCUUCCUGCACUGACUGGAUUGGACAUUUCGGACAACCUUGAUCUUCAAGGAACUCUUCCCACAGAACUUGGGCUACUGUAUUCCCUUGUUGACUUGGAUGUUUCCAACAAUGAGGCUUUGAAUGGAACUCUUCCAGAAGAGCUUAGUGCAUUGGAGAAUCUGGUUCAUUUGGAUAUUUCUGGGACAUCGAUUACUGGCAUGGUCCCCAUGGAGUUGUGCUCGAGAAACAACAGUGGUGUUCUUUCGUUGAUUGCCAACUGCAGUCAGCUGGAGUGCUGCUAA
This is a messenger RNA of Seminavis robusta, 2004 nucleotides long. NCBI's taxonomy places the organism in Eukaryota, Bacillariophyta, Bacillariophyceae, Naviculales, Naviculaceae. The record is from the annotation of a GenBank genome assembly.